UGCAGGCUGCAAAAAUGAGACAGGACAAAAGAAACAUGAUGGGUGCGUAAAGAAUAAAGAUGACAAAUUAAAAAAAGAUAGACUUAUAACAAGAAUUAAAUUGACAAAAUAUGGCAUCCCAACCAACAAAGUAUUCAUUCGUGCAUUCAAAAAGUGCACUAGUGUUGUAAAAGUGACACUAGUAGUAGACUGAUAUUACUAAGACCAAGUUGACAACUAAAUUCAUGGCUUCCUUAUUGGUGCCACUUCUACAACUAUCCAGCAAGUUUAGCUAUUCUGCAUAAAGCGGCAUAGCUACCUCUCCAUCGCCAUAAAAUUAUUAGGUCACAGUACAACCUAUUUACCCAUUUGGCAUAUCUGAACAUUCCCGAAGAAGAAUUUUUUUUCUGAAAUCAGGCGAAAAUCAAUGAGCGCGCGGAUGUCAUCCAUAAUAUUUACUUGCUGUGGCCUUAAGGCUCAUUUUGCGCCACCACCCCUUUGACUAAAACCGCCCAGUUACUUGUAACGUUCAUUAUUAUAUAAGGUCGUUAUUGCGUCACCGAAAAUGAGAUAGUUCAACCGAAACUAGUGAAGACUCCUCCCCUCUUUCCGAUGGAAUCACAAUAGUAGCAAAUCAUUAUUGUUCGAUCCAAUAUAGAUUUGAAAGUGAGCUACAAUUCCCCUAAUCGGUUCUAGACCUCAUUCUGAUCAAGGUAUUCCCGAUGCAAAAGCACUUCAUAGAAAUUUUAUUGCCAUGUACGAACUUUGACCUUGAAAUGUUAACUUCUCGGGGUCAAAUCUAAGUCGGUUAAGACCAAAUAUGGCUGUGGCCCCGCCCACCGCCCUCCAGAUCACCUGUUGCGCAACCAUAUACGUCACCGAAACUACUCAAAAUCACCUGUUGGCAUUUCAAGUUUCGGUGGAAGAAAAAUUGCGACAUCCCACUUAAACACCACCAGUUCUAAGUCUCUGGAGCAAACGGAAGGACAAGUCAGACUUUGCCCUCGUGCAAAAUUUUUGUUACCUAAACGACCAGCAGGGACAACCAAACAUGGCCCCGGAUCCAGCGCCCGCCCUGGCCGUCACCUACCGUGAGAAGGUCCGACCCUUUAUCGACUUGGUGGACGAACUGAGGGCCAGUGGGCUGGACAGGGACGUCACCCUGCCCUCUGUGGUCGUCAUUGGGGACCAGAGCGCCGGGAAAAGCUCCUGUCUGGAGGCCAUGUCAGGUGUGCAGCUUCCGAGGGGCAGCGGUAUUGUGACCCGAUGUCCGCUGGAACUACGCCUAAAGAAGAGCCAGGACCCAGAGUCUCCAUGGAAAGGCUACAUCCACUACCACUUCGAGGGGGACAGGGAUGAAACCGGGUGGAAACUUACUGAUCCUAGCGAUGUGGGAGAAGCAGUUCGGAAAGCCCAAAACAACCUUGCCGGAGAUUCCCAUGGUAUUAGCCCCCGCCUGAUCACACUGGACGUGGAGAGUCCGGAUAUCCCUGAUCUCACGCUCAUCGACUUGCCCGGCAUUGCACGCAUCGCUGUGGACGGGCAACCGCCAGAUAUUGGAGACCAGAUUAAAGAUCUCAUCAAGGAAUAUAUUCAGAAGGACGAAACCAUCAUCUUGGCCGUUGUACCGUGUAACGUGGACAUCGCCACUACCGAGGCACUGCAAAUGGCAAAGGAUGUCGACCCUACCGGCUCCAGGACUCUAGGUGUUUUGACCAAGCCGGACCUGAUUGACCGUGGAACAGAAAACACCAUCGUGGACAUCGUGAACAACCAGAAGUACCCUCUGAAGAAGGGUUAUACCAUCAUCAGGUGUAGGGGACAAGAGGACAUCAAUGAAAACGUCACCCUAAGUGAAGCCAUGGAAAAAGAGGAGAGGUUCUUCAAGACGCACGAACAUUUCAAGUUGCCUUAUCAUGAAAAGAAAACCGGCACGAGGACCCUCGCGGGCAAACUGACCACUGAGCUGGUAGAGCAAAUCAAGAAAUCCAUCCCGGGUCUGAAGGAAGACAUCAAGUAGAAGCUGAAGAAUACCGAAGAACAGCUGCAGUUGUUGGGUGACGGGAUCCCAGACGACCCUUCCAGCAAGAUGCGUUUCCUUGUAGAGUUGUUGACCGGCUUUACCGAUGAUCUGGAGAAACUGGCCAAUGGUGAACAGGUCCGAAGCAUGGAGGAUGAGGAAGAGGAAGAGUUGAGGCUCAUCGCCGAAGCAAGGGAAGCUUAUAAAGAGUUUGCAGUGGAAAUAAAUUGCCUCAUACCAGAUGAGGGCAAUCUAGAUGACAUACAGAAGGGCAUUGAGAAGAACCGAGGCCCAGAGCUGCCAGGCUUUCUGCCCUACACCGUCUGCAAGAAGUUCAUCCAGAAGCACAUGAAAGAUUUGAAGGACCCAGCCAUCGACUGCCUACUCAGCGUCAACCAAAAAGUAGAGACAGUCGCAGCUCUACUCACUAACCACUGGUUUCGGCCGUUCGCUCAGCUCAACAUGGAAGUUAAGGAGAAAGUCAAUGAACUACGUCUUGCCCAGGAGAAGAAGGCUCGGGAAGCUAUCAACCAGCUGUUUGAAAUGGAACACCUUGUCUUUACACAAGACGCCAUUUUCAACAUCGCCUGUGAGGACCUUGAGAAAGCUGAGAAGGAUGAAGAGGACGAGGACGAACUUGAUCUGCGGUCUGAUCUUGAGAAGGAAGCGCAGAGAAUGCUGCACAUCAUCAAGGUUUACUUCAGGGGGUCUAUCCGUCGCCUGUCCGACAUAGUUCCCAUGACGAUCUCCCUGCACCUGAUGGCGAAAUUCACAAGUGAGGUCAAGUCUCAGAUCCUUCUGAUGAUCGGACAGCCAGAGACACUGGAGCUGCUUCACGAAGACUCGGAUAUCACUGAAGAACGGAACAUGUUGUGGGAAAAACGCAAGCGUCUCACGAAGGCCAGCCAGAAACUGGCAAAGUUCUGAAGAAAUACUGAUCCAAUCAUCUACAGUUGAGUGUUUGCACUCGCGUGACGUCAGUACUGGUCAUGUGACUAUGACGUCAGUGUUUGUCCGCCAUGUUGGAUGGUUGAAUAUGAAGGAUACCAAAUUUGAAUUUUGAUGUGAUUUUGGUCAUACGUAUGCAUUUAGUAGAA
This is a messenger RNA of Branchiostoma floridae (Florida lancelet), 3096 nucleotides long. RefSeq names its product interferon-induced GTP-binding protein Mx3-like. Gene Ontology annotation, molecular function: microtubule binding; GTPase activity; GTP binding. The record is from RefSeq and is a predicted model, not a curated record. NCBI's taxonomy places the organism in Eukaryota, Metazoa, Chordata, Leptocardii, Amphioxiformes, Branchiostomatidae. Gene Ontology annotation, cellular component: microtubule; membrane; cytoplasm. The transcript has 13 exons.